This is a messenger RNA of Oncorhynchus nerka (sockeye salmon), 2021 nucleotides long. RefSeq lists its product as uncharacterized. The record is from RefSeq and is a predicted model, not a curated record. The transcript has 5 exons. The coding region runs from base 70 to 1539 and encodes 489 amino acids. Lineage: Eukaryota; Metazoa; Chordata; Actinopteri; Salmoniformes; Salmonidae.
UGGAGGGAAACCCUGGAGCAGGGAAACGACUUCGCUCGGCUGGCCUGGGAUGUAAACACUUGCCUAAAAAUGAUGAACAUAGAGCACGAGGCUUUCUGCAAGCUCCGCCGCUCCAUGCACCCCACCUCGCCUGCUGACAUCGAUCCUAAGGUCCACAGCAUCGUGGAGAGAGCUGUGAGGAGCAUUCUGGGCGAGCAGUCCAAUGAGCCCCGUAGCAACCUGCUCAGCCCAUCUCAGUUGGUGGUGGAGGUGGUGCCCAGGCUCCUCCUGGCCCUGUGGUUUCAGCCAGAGGAAUGCCAUUCAGAGCACCCGAUCCUUAUAAGUGGGAUGGCCGUAGGCAUGGUGGCGGCCGUAGUGGAGAAGCUCUCCUGCAUGUUAAAGGACCCUUCCCCUCACAUCCCUUUCUCCCGGGCUGCUGCUUUUGACUCUGUGCGGUCAAUCCUCGGGAGAAUCAGUCAGUCCUUCUCCACCGAUGACCUGCAGAGCCCUUUUUAUAUGAGCGCUGUCUGUGCCUUUGUGGCGGACGAGGUGCAGAGCUGCUUCCAGCCCCCUGCAGCCACCCUACCAGUCCCCCCUGUCCUCGUGGUGGGCGUUUCCACCACAUUACCAGCUGACAUCCAAGCAGACCCGGCUUCUUCCCACCUGGAGGUUGAGGACAUCACCCAUAACACAGAGGCAGACCCAGCAUCUUCCCACCUGGAGGUUGAGGACAUCACCACUAACACAGAGGCAGACCCGGCAUCUUCCCACCUGGAAGUUGAGGACAUCACCACUAACACAGAGGCAGAUCCGGCUUCUUCCCACCUGGAGGUUGAGGACAUCACCACUAACACAGAGGCAGAUCCGGCUUCUUCCCACCUGGAGGUUGAGGACAUCACCACUAACACAGAGGCAGACCCGGCAUCUUCCCACCUGGAGGUUGAGGACAUCACCACUAACACAGAGGCAGAUCCGGCUUCUUCCCACCUGGAGGUUGAGGACAUCACCACUAACACAGAGGCAGACCCGGCAUCUUCCCACCUGGAGGUUGAGGACAUCACCACUGACACAGAGGCAGACCCGGCAUCUUCCCACCUGGAGGUUGAGGACAUCACCCCUAAGACAGAGGCAGAUCCGGCUUCCUCCCACCUGGAGUUUGAGGAGAUCACACCUAAGACAGAGGCAGAUCCGGCUUCUUCCCACCUGGAGGUUGUGGACAUCACCACUAACACAGAGGCAGAUCCGGGUUCUUCCCACCUGGAUGUUCAAGACAUCACCCCUAAUACAGAGGCAGAGCCCAUCUCUUCCCUCUUGGAGGUUGUGGACGUCACACCUGAAGAAAGGACUCUCACGAUGGCCGUCUUCGCCACUCUGCCAGCUGACAUCCAAGCAGAGGAUGUUGCUGUGGUCACCCCGGAUGUCACCCCACACGUCACCAAGGAUGUGACACUGGAUGUUCCAUGCAGAGCUAGGAAAGGGGCAGUCCGGCGAUUAUUUUGCAGGCUUUGGAGGGCAGUGUGCUGCUGCGCCUGCCACAAGGAAGAGGAGGAACAAUAUUAAUUAUUCAUCACACCUGUAGAAAAGGGAUUGAACCAUAGACCAUUAAAUUAUUCGCAUUUUAAUUGAACUAAGUUCUGCUUUUCUUCUGUUUACUACUUAAUUUCAGAACUUUUCUAUAAACUUUCACUUUGCAAGUGUGGAUUAGGUUGUGUAAAUAAGUGGGAAACAUCCCAAUUUUAAUGCUUUGAAUAAUUUACUUUGUACAUUAAAAAAAAAAGUAUUAUUUGACAAUAAAAAAACGGAGGGCGCUCAACCAACUUUCAGUUGAAGUGCAACCAAAAAUUUGAAUCAUCAUAGAAAAGGAAAAAGCCCAACUCUUGUUCACUAUAAAAAAAAAAUGCAUUGUUUUAUUCAAGCAAGGUUAAAAGAUUAACGUUUCGGCCUAGUCUAUGAUGAUAUGCAAGUUGUGUUUGCCCAGUAAAAGGGUGACCCAGACUCACCCUGGUUCUUGAGGGUUGAAGACAGUGAAAAAUGAUCAUUAA